AUGCUGCGUGCGCCGGCGGCGCAGGUUCCGCCGCCGCCGCCCGGAGGGCCCCGCGGGACAGCAGCUGGACCGCCGUGCCCGCCACGCCCGCGGCAGGGCUGCCACCACCGGCGCGCGCCCGGCCUGGCCCGAGGCUGCCUGGCCGUGCCAGUCCUGUGGCCCGCCCUGCGCCGGGCCCGAGGCAGCGCCCGCCACCGGCUGCGCCGGACAGCCGGCCCCGCGGUGCAGGUCCUGGAGCCCGCCGCGACGUCUGCUGUGGGCCUGCGGCCCCGCCGCGCAGAGGUCCUCGUGGACUUCGACGCCCUUCUCCUGUGGCUGGCCAGCGCGGGUGGCGAGGUGCGCGGCCUGAGCUACCACGCGCUGGACCGCAGGGCCACACGCGUCGUCCGCCGGCUGCGGGCUCAGGGGGUGGACCUGCACAUCUUCGUGAGCGGCGCAGGAGGGCCCGAGCCAGAGGGCCCGGGCGGCGCGGCACGCAGCUGGCGGUGGUGGCUCGAGCAGGCCUCCGCCGGGCGGGGCCGGCCUGGGGCCGCCGCGCUCGCGCUGCCGCUGGCCGCCGCGCAGCUGGAGGCGACCUUGCGGCGUGUCGGUGCCCGCGUCACGCACUGCGAGGGCAGCGCUGCCGCUCACGUCGCGGCGCUGGCUGAGCGCGAACCCUCAGCACUUGCGAUUUUCAACGACUCGGGCAAGAUUAUGCAGGCGGGCGCUCUGGAGCAAGUGCCGCUGCGGCUGAGCCUCGAGCAGAGUGGCCCCAGAGAGGGUGCUGGCAUCGAGGAGCUUGCGCUCCUGCCACCGACUCGCAAACAGUACUGGAGUGUCACAGAGGUUAUCGAUCACCUGAGCAUCGACGCGCCGAUCGGCGAACAGUUUUCAAGCCAGCGAGCUGCUGGCGCGGCAGGCGAACAAGGCUCGGCCUCCAGCAUCGCCGCCCUGCCCGCGUGGCUGGCUGGCGCCCGCGAGCAUGGGCGGCGAUGGUGCGGCGCCGCGCCCGGGGAUGUCAGGUCUGCCGGGGCCCUGUCGGAGCUCACGCUGCCGCUGCGGCGCGUGGCGUAUCUGCUGGUGCCGCCGCCUGGCGGGCGCGUGAUGGAGUACGGCGCCGGAGCAUCGGGCGACCUUUGCAGCAAGCCGGUCGAGGCGGAGACGGACGAAUCCCUCGAGCUGGACGCCAUUCUCGCGCUGGCGCCCCUGCAGCGAGAGUGGCUGCUCGAGCGCGCGCUCGCCAUGGCCGGCCGCGGAGAGCCUGGCUGGCUCGGGUCCUGGGCGCGGCUGGCCCGCGGGCGCAGGAGGUACCCGCCCGGCGUCGCGGAACGCGCGGCCUCCAGGAGCCCGUGGGGGGCGUGCCCCGGCGCGGCCUCGGCGGUGGUCUUCCUGGCGGAGCGGCGGGCGGCGCUGGGCGAGCCGCUGGGCGAGGCGGAGGUCAGCGCGCUGGCCUGGACCGCCGAGUUCUGCGUCUCCGAGCGCGGCGGCGCCGCCUCGAAGCGGGCGCUGCUCGCCACCCUGGAGGCGGUGCUGGCGGAGCAGGGCGCACUGCCCGCGGACCUGGACGGCCCCGCCGAGUUCGAGUUCGCGCUGGAUCUGACGGCCGACCUGGCGCGGGUGCUGGGCAUCGGUGGCGCGUGGUGUGCAGAGCCGCGUAGCUCGUUCGACAGCGUGCUGUGCGCCAAGAUCGCCGAGGCCCUCCGCAAUGGGGCCGACCUGCAGCGGAGCAUGCGGCGCGGCCCUGGCAAGAUGGCCGCCACGCGCGCCUCGAAGCUGGCCCGGGCCCUCCUGUCGCGGGUGCCGCUGGAGGGCGAUGACGAGCUGGAUCGGAGGGAGAAGCUGGCCGCCCUGAGGGACCGGGAGGACGGCGAGCUCGCGCGCGAGCUGGAGCUCGAGUCCGCCCAGACCUCGCGGGCGGGCGCCGCGGGCGUUGCGCUCAGCGCCGUGGUGGGGCCGGCGCCCGCGCGCGAGGCCCAGCUGCAGCCGCCGGGGCAGCAAGCCGCGGCCGUGCCGGGCCGACGGGAGUCUCAGCAGCCGCGGAAGGCAAGGGCGGCGCCGCCGGAGGUUCCGCCGGAGGCGCCGCCUGCCUCCCGAGCGCGGCGGCCAGCUCCCGAGGAUGGGCGGUUCCAAGAUGGGGCCCUGCUACGGCAGGGACCUAAAAUUGGGAAGGGAGCCAAGAAGCGCCGACAGAAGGCGCUGCGGAAAGAGGCGCAGCGGCCGCCUGAGGAGCCGCCAGUUCCCGAGGGGGCAUGGGACGGGCCCGACCCGUGGGGGGAGAUGAAGGAGCCGCUGCCAGAGGAGGUGCUGGAGGCGGCGCGGCAGCUUGCGGCGGAGCUGGAGGCUCCCGACGAGACGCGGGUGGAGGCCGAUCCGCGGGAGGGUGCGCUGCCAGAGGGAGCGCGGCAGCCUCGGAAGGGUCCGUGGGAGGAGGCCGACCCGUGGGGGCAGCUGGGGCAGGCGCCGUCGGAGGAGGCGCGGCGGCCGCGGGAGCAAGCGCGGGCUCCCGAGGAGGGGUGGCAUGGGACCGACCCGUGGGGAGAGCUGAGGCAGGCGCUGCCGGAGGAGGCGCGGCGGCGGGCGGAGGAGCCUCGGGCCCCUGGCGGCCCGUGGGCGGAGGCCGACCCGUGGCAGGAGCUGAAGGGGGCACCGCCAGGGCAGGCGCAGCGGCUCCCGGAAGGGCCGCAGGCUGCGCAGGGCCCGUGGGCGGAGGCCGACCCGUGGCAGGGACUCCGCGAUCGCGCGGAGCAGGCCGCUGGCGGAGGCGGCGGUGCGUGGGAGCAGCACGAGGCUUCCGUCGCGGAGGACGUCUCGCUGGCCUGGGGACUGCUGGACCUCCAGGAGCGCGUGGAGCAGGCCCUGGGCGGAGGCGACGACGAAGCCUGGGAGGAGAGCGCCGACUUCGACGCGCUGGAGGGGGCGCUGGCCGCGGAGGAGCCCAGCCCAGAGCCCAGCGGCGAGCUGGAGGCCGCGCCGCGGCCCGCGGCGGCGGGGCCGCCGGCGCGAGAGCCGCUGCCGAUCGAGGCCAGGCGCGCGGACAUCAUGGCGCGCAUCGGCGCCCAGCGCGUCACCGUGGUCGCGGGCGCGACGGGGUGCGGGAAGUCCACGAUGGUGCCCCAGUUUCUGCUUGAGGAGCCCGCCUCGCGGGUGCUGGUCACGCAGCCGCGCCGCGUGGCCGCCAUAGGCAUCGCCAGGCACGUGGCCUCCCAGCGCGGCGAGCGCCUGGGGCAGGGCGUGGGGUACAGGAUAGGCGGCGAGUCUGUCGGCGCGAACUGUCGCCUGCAGCUCGCCACCGUGGGUUAUGCCCUGGCGUGGUUCCUGGCGCGGCCGGAGGCUUUCCAGGGCUUCACGCACAUCGUCCUGGACGAGGUCCACGAACAGAGCGCGGACAUGGAGAUGUUCCUGCUCCUUACGAAGCUGCUGAUGCAUUUUUUCCCAAGGACGAAAAUCGUCCUCAUGUCCGCCACGCUGCAGGCGGACGUGUUUGGCAAUUUUUUCUCCGAGUUCCUGGACGCGUCGUCCGCGGCGCCCAUUGCGGUCGAGGGCCGCACAUUUCCAGUCCGUCAGCUCUUCCUCGACGACAUCGUCGACGAGGCGGGUGAGUGGCACCAGCUCCUCCCAGCGGCGCAGGCUGUGCGAGCGCGAGAGGCGGUAAAGGAGUUCGACGCGGCGUGCGAAGGGCAGGGCUGGCUGGCGAAGUCGCCCCACAUCGCGCCCGGCCUCGGCAGGCUGGCGCUGAGCUUGGUGCCGCUGCUCGCGAGGUCCGGCGGCACGCUGGUCGUCUUCCUGCCCGGGCUCGUCGAGCUUGAGGACAUGGCCGACCUGUUCUCCUCGCUGGAAGCCCGGGCCCCCGACCCGGGCGGAGGCGGCAGCAGCGCGCCAUCCACUACAAAGUUUUCGUGA
Messenger RNA from Prorocentrum cordatum, 3879 nucleotides. NCBI's taxonomy places the organism in Eukaryota, Dinophyceae, Prorocentrales, Prorocentraceae. The record is from the annotation of a GenBank genome assembly.